Lagenorhynchus albirostris (white-beaked dolphin) is the source of this 3387-nucleotide messenger RNA. It is a transcript of the gene KIRREL3, whose product is annotated as kirre like nephrin family adhesion molecule 3. The record is from RefSeq and is a predicted model, not a curated record. Gene Ontology annotation, molecular function: cell adhesion molecule binding. The transcript is spliced from 17 exons. Gene Ontology annotation, biological process: synapse assembly; cell-cell adhesion. Lineage: Eukaryota; Metazoa; Chordata; Mammalia; Artiodactyla; Delphinidae. Bases 1 to 2394 code for a protein of 797 amino acids. Gene Ontology annotation, cellular component: cell-cell junction.
AUGAGCAGUAGGGGCUGCGGCUGGGGCCGGGGACAGUGUGACACUCGGCCCGCUGCCGUCAGCCAGAGAGAGCUAGCAGAGUGGAAAUGCCGGCACCCCUGCAGCCCCCCAGAGCUUGGGCUCCAGAAGAGAGGAUGCUGUCUGGUGCUGGGCUACAUGGCCAAGGACAAGUUUCGGAGAAUGAAUGAAGGUCAAGUGUACUCCUUCAGCCAGCAGCCCCAGGAUCAGGCUGUGGUAUCGGGGCAGCCGGUGACACUGCUGUGCGCCAUCCCUGAAUACGAUGGCUUCGUUCUGUGGAUCAAAGACGGCUUGGCUCUGGGCGUGGGCAGGGACCUCUCAAGUUACCCACAGUACCUGGUGGUAGGGAACCACCUGUCAGGGGAACAUCACCUGAAGAUCCUGCGGGCAGAGCUGCAAGACGAUGCUGUGUACGAGUGCCAGGCCAUCCAGGCCGCCAUCCGGUCCCGCCCCGCACGCCUCACCGUCCUAGUGCCACCUGACGACCCCGUCAUCCUGGGGGGGCCUGUCAUCAGCCUGCGGGCCGGGGACCCCCUCAACCUCACCUGCCAUGCAGACAACGCCAAGCCUGCAGCCUCCAUCAUCUGGCUGAGGAAGGGAGAGGUGAUCAAUGGAGCCACCUACUCCAAGACCCUGCUUCGCGACGGCAAGCGUGAGAGCAUUGUGAGUACCCUCUUCAUCUCCCCCGGCGACGUGGAGAACGGCCAGAGCAUCGUGUGCCGAGCCACCAACAAAGCCAUCCCCGGAGGAAAGGAGACCUCGGUCACCAUCGACAUCCAGCACCCCCCGCUUGUCAACCUGUCGGUGGAGCCACAGCCAGUGCUGGAGGACAACGUGGUCACGUUUCACUGCUCUGCAAAGGCCAACCCCGCCGUCACCCAGUACAGGUGGGCCAAGCGGGGCCAGAUCAUCAAGGAAGCCUCCGGGGAGGUGUACCGGACCACCGUGGACUACACGUACUUCUCCGAGCCCAUCUCCUGCGAGGCGACCAAUGCCCUAGGCAGCACCAACAUCAGCCGCAAUGUCGACGUCUAUUUCGGGCCCAGAAUGACCACGGAACCCCAGUCCCUGCUCGUGGAUCUGGGCUCCGACGCCGUCUUCAGCUGCGCCUGGACAGGCAACCCGUCCCUGACCAUCGUCUGGAUGAAGCGGGGCUCUGGUGUGGUCCUGAGCAAUGAGAAGACCCUGACCCUCAAAACCGUCCGCCAGGAGGACGCGGGGAAGUACGUGUGCCGAGCUGUGGUGCCCCGGGUAGGGGCCGGGGAGCGAGAGGUGACCCUAACUGUCAAUGGACCCCCCAUCAUCUCCAGCACCCAGACCCAGCACGCCCUCCACGGGGAGAAGGGCCAAAUCAAGUGCUUCAUCCGGAGCACGCCGCCACCCGACCGCAUCGCGUGGUCCUGGAAGGAGAACGUGCUGGAGUCGGGGACAUCGGGCCGCUACACGGUGGAGACGGUCAGCACCGAGGAGGGCGUCAUCUCCACGCUGACCAUCAGCAGCAUCGUGCGGGCCGACUUCCAGACCAUCUACAACUGCACCGCCUGGAACAGCUUCGGCUCCGACACGGAGAUCAUCCGGCUCAAGGAGCAAGGUUCGGAAAUGAAGUCGGGAGCCGGGCUGGAAGCAGAGGCUGUGCCGAUGGCCGUCAUCAUCGGGGUGGCCGUAGGAGCUGGCGUGGCCUUCCUCGUCCUUCUGGCAACCAUUGUGGCCUUCUGCUGUGCCCGCUCCCAGAGAAAUCUCAAAGGUGUCGUGUCAGCCAGGAAUGACAUCCGGGUGGAGAUUGUCCACAAGGAGCCUGCCUCUGGCCGGGAGGCUGAGGAACAGCCCACCAUCAAGCAGCUGAUGAUGGACCGGGGUGAAUUCCAGCAAGACUCAGUCCUGAAGCAGCUGGAGGUGCUCAAAGAAGAGGAGAAGGAGUUUCAGAACCUGAAGGACCCAACCAAUGGCUACUACAGCGUCAACACCUUCAAGGAGCACCACUCGACCCCCGCCAUCUCGCUGUCCGGCUGCCAGCCGGACCUGCGCCCCGCGGGCAAGCAGCGAGUGCCCACGGGCAUGUCCUUCACCAACAUCUACAGCACGCUGAGCGGCCAGGGCCGCCUCUACGACUACGGGCAGAGGUUCGUGCUGGGCACGGGCAGCUCAUCCAUCGAGCUCUGUGAGCGGGAGUUCCAGCGGGGCUCGCUCAGCGACAGCAGCUCCUUCCUGGACACGCAGUGUGACAGCAGCGUCAGCAGCAGCGGCAAGCAGGACGGCUACGUGCAGUUCGAUAAGGCGAGCAAGGCCUCGGCCUCCUCCUCCCACCAUUCCCAGUCCUCUUCCCAGAACUCCGACCCCAGCCGGCCCCUGCAGCGGCGGAUGCAGACUCACGUCUGAGGAUCCCGGGCCGAGGGCGGGGCCUCGGCCUGGCUCUGCAGAGACUUUGCAGAGGACCCCGGAAGCAGCCGCCUCCACCACCCUCCUGGCAGCCCCGAUCAAGCACAAAUGCGGGCCCAGCUGCAGGGCAUCGGGGCGUGGAGGUGGGGACGUGGUCAGAGGAUGCCGCUGAGCGCAGUGUGCUCCGUGCUGGCCGCCCUCGGCCCCCGGCCCUUUCCUGGCGGCCCCUCCUCUACCUGCCCCUCCCACAGGCUCCAGAGGCAGCUAUAACUCUGCUUUCAUGAAACUACCGUCCACGCUCCGGGCUUCGGAGGAGCUCUGCCCCUUGCCGCCCGCAAGCCCUCCCCUCACUCCCACCGUGCCUGUGCUCCUGUACAGCCCCGGGGAGCAGGGCGUCAAGUGCUUGCCGGCACGGAGCUGCCCCAGAGACCUCAGCGCCCCCUGCCCCUCCUGGUCCAGACUCCAGAGGCUGAGAAGCCAGAACGGCCCUAGCUGACACACUGGCCCGGAGCCCACCCCCAGUUUGUUCGGUGUUUUGUGUCCAUACUCUUACAGUUCUGUCCUUGGACUGGAUGCCUCUCAACUCUGAGGUGGGACUGGCCCAAUCAGAGACUGGUGUCUGGGAGGGAGGGGGAGGGAAGGAGGGGGGAACGUGACACUCGGGGACCCCUCGCCAGGCUGUGCGACUCAGAGCCUCCCCACGCGCCCCUACUUCGUGUACUCCCCUCCUCCCCUCUGCACAUUCGGAGUCAAUAUAAGGAGUGUGAGCUUCUCUGGUCAGGGUUCUUUAAACAGCCGUUGGAGAGACUGUGUCCCAGGAUCUGUGGGGUUUGAGGGGACUAGGGGGCAGGCCUUUAAGGUGAUGAGACUCACCUUCUCAGCUGAGCCUAGAUUCACACAAGGAACCAUGGUCCUGUCCUCAGUAAGGCUCCUGGGGCAAGAGAGAAAGCAUAUCUGCACCUCACUCCUGCCUGCCACCUGAGAAUAAAGGUG